This is a messenger RNA of Naegleria gruberi, 972 nucleotides long. RefSeq lists its product as uncharacterized. The record is from RefSeq and is a predicted model, not a curated record. The coding region runs from base 1 to 972 and encodes 323 amino acids. The transcript has a single exon. NCBI's taxonomy places the organism in Eukaryota, Heterolobosea, Eutetramitea, Acrasida, Naegleriidae.
AUGUCUAGAAUUAUUCUCUUGACUGGUGCUACAGGUACUAUUGGAAAGCUUUUACUUGAAUUUUUGAAUGAAAAAUCAACAACAGAAGAAUUGACUGUUAGAAUUAUUGUAAGAAAUGUUGAGAAGGCAAGGGAAAAUGUAAAGAAUUUUGAAAAGUUAAAAUUUGAAUUUGUUGAAGGAGAUUUGAAUGAUUUGGAUAGCUUGAAGGAUCCACAAGAGGUAUUCAAUCAAAUUGAAAGAUUAUUUAUUCUCACAAUUGAUAGUCCUGAUAAAUCAGAUAUUGAAACUAGAUUGGCAGAGUUGGCACUUGAACAUUCACCAUCUUUGGAACAAAUUGUCAAGUUCAGUGCUUUGGGAGCAUCUGAAGAUUGUGAAACAAAUAGUGUUUUCCGUUGGCAAGGAGAAGCUGAAAAGUCACUCAUCAAGCUCCUUAAAAAUCAUAACAAGAAAGAAAAGAAUCAUUUGGUUUCACUUGUCUUGAUUAGACCUAAUCUAUUCAUGCAAAAUUUAUUGUGGAAUGAUGAAUUGGAAUCUAUUAAGGGAGGAUUUCUCAUUCGUCCAGAUUCCAAUCCAACAAGUUUAUUCCACAUUUCUCAUGUUGAUGCCAGAGACAUUGCCGAAUUAAUUUCCAUCGUAUUAUUGGAGAAGGAUCACAAGAAGCAUGGCAAUCAAACCUAUAACAUUACAGGACCAAUGGUUUUAACCUAUGAAGAAAUUGCAACCAUGCUUUCCAAUCAUUCAGGAAAGGAAAUUACCUAUCAAGCAGUUCCAGAAUCCUACUAUGCUGACAUUCUCAAACAAGCUCAACUUCCCAACGAGUUCAUCUGGACAAUGCUCAAACUCUAUCAAACCUACAAGUGGAAUCCAAUGACUCGUCUCAUUUUCAGUGAUUUCCAAAUAAUCACUGGCAAGCCACAACGUUCCUUUGAGCAAUUCCUCUCUGACUAUCAAUUCUCCCUCAAAUUACAAUAA